AUUUUCCGGCGGGCCAGGAAGAGGCGUAACAGGGCCAUGCAAAAGGGCCACGAAAUCUUCUGAUGGUCCGACGGAUGAGCUGGCUUAACGUUUAUCCAAAUAAUGCACCCCUACUUCUUUGUUUUAGCCGGACUUGACCCAGACCUCCUCUUCCACUUUCCGUCCUCCCAGAGAAGGUCAGUUCUCCACAUUUCCUCUCUCUCUCUCUCUCUUCCUCCCUUGCGCACAUGCUGUGCACGACAUAGCAAAUCAGCCAAACCGAUAAGGACGAGCUUGUCAAAAUUUGGACAAUCUAUUGUUCCUCGUUUGCCCCACCGCGCAACGCGACUCCGAUUCAAAAAUAGUUCUUUAUGGCAAUUUCGCGAAGCUUGGAUUCGCAGCAGCAGCAGCACGCACACAAGUUUCAUUUGCGAACCAACUUGGCGCGAGCACGCAGAGACGGCGGAGAUUUUUAGCGUUGAGAAAAAAGCGUGCUGUAAAAGCAUGGCCCUCCCGAAAACAGCAAGAAACCCUUUUUGCUGCAAGCUAUACAGUGUCGACCUACUAUGCCGUCAGCACUCCUAGGCCCUACGUACGUGUCCUUGCUGACUCGGAGACAGAUGCGAGCCUUCUCAGGACUGCCACCACCACCUGUGCCAACGGAUCCGGCAACUGCAGGAUCGUUGGGUGGAUUCAUCGCAACGAUCGCCGACAAGCUCGGAAUGGGAGAGCGCGGUUGCUGGGUUCCGCUACUUUGGAGGCUUCUUUCUGGAAUAUCUCAAGAAACAGACC
Molecule: messenger RNA, 771 nt
Organism: Zychaea mexicana
Lineage: Eukaryota; Fungi; Mucoromycota; Mucoromycetes; Mucorales; Lichtheimiaceae
Exons: 2
Coding region: 103-564 (153 amino acids)
Source: RefSeq, a predicted model, not a curated record